Aspergillus ochraceoroseus IBT 24754 is the source of this 595-nucleotide messenger RNA. RefSeq names its product putative NADH-quinone oxidoreductase Pst2 (gene pst2). Lineage: Eukaryota; Fungi; Ascomycota; Eurotiomycetes; Eurotiales; Aspergillaceae. Gene Ontology annotation, molecular function: NAD(P)H dehydrogenase (quinone) activity; FMN binding. The coding region runs from base 7 to 585 and encodes 192 amino acids. The transcript is spliced from 3 exons. The record is from RefSeq and is a predicted model, not a curated record.
UACUCUAUGUACGGCCACAUUGAGAAGUUGGCCAAUGCUGAGCUUGAGGGUAUCAAGUCGGCCGGUGGUGAGGCCGAUCUCUACCAGAUCGCCGAGACCCUUCCCGAGGAAGUCCUUGCUAAGAUGCACGCUCCCGCCAAGUCCAGCGUGCCUAUUGCUACCCCCGAGACCCUUCUCGAGUACGAUGCCGUCCUCUUCGGUAUCCCCACUCGUUACGGUAACUUCCCUGCCCAGUGGAAGACUUUCUGGGACCGCACUGGCGGUAUCUGGGCCUCCGGUGGCUACUGGGGCAAGUACGCUGGUCUCUUCGUCUCCACUGGUACCCCGGGUGGUGGCCAGGAGUCCACUGCUAUUUCUUCCAUGAGCACUUUGGCCCACCACGGGUUUAUCUACGUUCCUCUUGGUUACAAGACCGCUUUCCCUUACCUUGCCAACCUCGACGAAGUCCACGGUGGUAGCCCUUGGGGCGCUGGAACCUUCGCUGGCGCUGAUGGCUCCCGCCAACCCACUGAGCUUGAGCUCAACAUUGCCAAGACCCAGGGCAAGUCUUUCUACGAGCACCUCGCCAAGAUCAACUUCGCGUGACUGCAUGGAG